This is a messenger RNA of Entrophospora sp. SA101, 2370 nucleotides long. Lineage: Eukaryota; Fungi; Glomeromycota; Glomeromycetes; Entrophosporales; Entrophosporaceae. The record is from the annotation of a GenBank genome assembly.
AUGAGUGAAAAACAUUUAAUAACACAAGAUCCUAAAAAAUUGGAAAAAUUACAUGAAUUCGCCAAAAGAGGCGGAAUCGGUAAAGGCAUUGCUAAUCAAGAUACGUUGGCAGAUACCGAGGAUGAUUUAAUGUUUUUCACUGGAGAAACGGUUACAAUUUUAAAACAUAUUAAAGAUGAUUAUUUUCUUGGAUAUUGUGAAAGCGUUAUUGGAAGAUUUAAAGGCAGCACAGUCAAUUUCAAUGGCCCUCUGAAAGAUCUUAAAUCAUUAAAAUUGGAGCAAAAAUCUUCAAAUCGAAAUCAUAACGCACCACUUUCAGAUAAUAAUAAUAAUAUUAUUAGAAACUUACCAGAUUUAUCUAAAAGUCGAAGUGACUUUCUUCAUUCUGAUGCAAUUCAAAAUCAUCAAAAACCGGCAAUAAUAAUAGCCAAUCCACUAAAAAGAUCAUCUAAUAACAAUUCACUUUCGUCACUUCGAAGAAACAACACAUUACCAAAUCUAUUACCAUCAUCAUUGUCAUCAAGUUCAGUUUCAUCACAAAAAUGUCAAAAUACGUCACCAACAAUAUUGAUUUCUAGUGAUACUGCUUCUUAUAUAUCAGAACAUAAUAAUCCGAUACCUAUAUUACAAAACAAAGAUCAAUCGAUCGAGACAGAUCAUCAUGAUGAAUAUUAUCAUCCUGAUGCAUCAAAUAAUUUUAAUAUUAAUAAACGAGACAAUAGACAAAAUUUCGUUAAUAGUAAUAGUAAUAAUAUGGAAAAUCAUCAUUCACCUUCACCUUCACCUAAACUUGCUAAACAUGAAACCAUUACAAAUGAAAAUAAUCAUGCUACUACUGCUGCUUCUACCGGAGAAACUUUAAUAUUAUAUAAUCGCAAGAAUUCAUUUGUAGAAUCUGAUCAAAACAAAAAUGUUGUUGUCAUUCCAACCUUUAAGAUAGAUUUGGUACCCGACACUAUAACCAAAUCAUCAAUCUCUGAACAAUUUAACAUUAAAGAAAAUCCAAAAGUCAUUAUUACCUCUAAAGAUCUCAAAAAUAAUGAAAUAAAAGAAAUUGUUUUAGAAUCAUUCAAAAUUGAAACAUCAAUAGUAAUAGAUGAAUCAGCAAUUGAAUCUUCAGUAACAACUGAACCAUCACCGCCACCUCUACCUCCAUCAUCAUCAUUAUCCAUGACAUCACACAAUUCACAAAAUCAAGUUGAGGUUGUAAAACCGAAAAAGGAACAAAUUCUUACUAUCGAUGAAUAUGGAUUUGUUUAUAAUUUAUAUCGUCAACAUGAAGCAAAAUGGUUGGAUAUUCUUAGUAACAUGAAUCCUACUAUGGCCAGAGAUUCAAGAAAGAUUAAAAAAUUGGUUCGUCUUGGUAUUCCCGAGUCAUUGCGUGGAAAAGCAUGGCAAUUUAUGGCAAGUGCAGAUAAAUUUAGGAAACCUGGUUAUUAUGAUGAAUUACGGAAACGCCCUGCUAUUCCUAUUUAUGAUAUAAUUGAGAUUGAUAUACAUAGAUGUUAUCCUGACCAUAUUCAAUUUCGAAAAGAGACUGAAGACCUUCAUGAUGUUCUUAAAGCAUAUGCACAUUAUAAUCCAUCAAUAGGGUAUUGUCAAGGAAUGGGACGCUUGGCUGGCAUGAUGCUUAUGCAAAUGCCAGUAGAAGAUUCAUUUUGGUUACUUGUAGCAACCUUAGAAAAGUAUAUGGUUGGCUAUUUUACACCCAAGUUGACUCAAAUUAGAAUAAAUUCCAUCGUAUUUGAACAACUUUUAAUUGAAAAUUAUCCUAAAUUAGCACAACAUUUGGCAGAAAAUGAUGUAAUUCCACUCAUAUAUGUCACUCCAUGGUUCAUGACAUUAUUUACCAUGACCUUACCAUGGGCAUCUGUACUACGUGUCUGGGAUAUGUUUUAUUUUGAGGGCGUGAAUUUAUUCUAUAGAAUUGGGCUGGCAAUAAUGGAAUGUUCACAAGAUUAUAUCCUUAAAGAAUGUCCAACAAGUUCAGAAAUCUUGGAGUUUUUAUUACAUAUCCCACAUGAGUUUUUGACACCAGAUUUAUUGUUAGAAGCAGCUUUUAAAAUCAAGGUUAAAAAUCGUGUUAGAAAAUUAACAAAGAAAAUUGAGGCAAUGGAAAGAGAAAAAGAUAAUAUUAAUAAUCUUGAUUUUGUUAAUGGAACUGUAGACAUUAACAAUGCUAGUGUUGCUGAUCUCAAAAAUAAUGGUAACAACGAUGGUGUUGGUAAUAUUGAUGGCAGUAUUAUUAAUAAUAUUGGUGCAAAAUCAAAUUUUAACAAUAAUAAAAUAUUGCCAAAGAAAAAAUCAAAAAAUGAGAAAUUAAAGAUUAACGGUGUUGAAUUUAAAUUAGUCGGGGAGGGAGGUCAAUAA